AUGCCACAAUUUUUAUCAAUUUGUGAGAUGUAUUCUCCAUACCUCGAGAUCUCUUGUGUUUUAUCUGCAUCCCUUGUAAUAGACUACGGUGGUCAAAAGUGCUGGCCUGAUCCGCAUUCUCCGCAGACUCUGCCCCCUCCAACUUCCCCCAUGCUCGCUCCGUUUCAACCAACAUCAGAGGCCUACUCAAAGCCACCACCCACUCCAUCAGCUGGCCUUUCCACUGGCUACUAUUCUGGCAAUCCGGCCAUACUUCCACGUUCUGGUUCUUCACUAUAUCUCUCCGGACCCCAGCCAGCCCAAUACGCUCAUGUAUCGGGCCCGGCCCAACCUCGACUAAUGCCCAGCGGUCAGUCAAUGGUGGCGCCACUGUCUUCGACAUCUACUUCGACUGCGGCCGUCACUCCAAGUGGCCCCAUGCAAUCAAGCCAUUCUCCUGUUUACUAUACUUCAGGUGGCGCUCCCCCCCCUGGACUCAUUGCAUCCGGUCCUCCUAGUCAGCUUGGUAAGUUGGGGCUAAGGCUUGCUCCAACCUUGCAACCUCCCUCGGCUACUCCAGGCAAUGGGCAAUCAGGAAUAUAUACGGGAAAACCCAUGCCUUCUGGCGGUAGUCCAAAUUUCCAAUCUUCCAGUUAUGCAGGAGUCUCAACUUCCUCGCCUAUUGCUGCUCUACCUCCAUCAUCAUCCCAACCCCAGCUCAUGCAUUCCACGAACCCAGGUCCUUCUGGGAAGCCUCUUUUGACCAGCUAUCCUGGACCCUGUCCCCCAGGAGGCUUCCUUCAAUCGUCCCCUCAGUCAGCACAAGGCCUUGACUCUAAUUCUUCAUCAUCUUCUUCUUGUCCCUCUCUUUUAUCCGCCUCCACCCAUAACAACCUUGGCCCCCUGAUUAAUGGGCCAUCUUCAGUAUCUACUGUUUCUUCUGGCCCGGGGGAUCUCUUCUCACAGGGACCAUUGCCGAGUGGAGGGAUAACAGGAUUCGGACCAGGGCCUAGUGGGGAGAGCCAAACUCAUUCGCAUGGCCAUCCACCUCAACAACAACAAUUGCAACAACACCAUCACCAUUCCCAUCACCAUCAUCAUCAUCAUAAUCACCCACAACAGCAACAGCAAUCUCACUCCUCGGCUCAGCUAGGACAUCUCACAGAUCCCUCUAUGCAACCUAGUAUGUCAAGACCGCAGAUGAUCUCACAGCCAGCUUUAAUUUCUGGGCCACCUCAACUACCUAUGCCUCAUCAUCCGCAUCAGCAUUCACACCAGCACCACCAUGGUCAACAGCAACAUCCUAGCCACUUGUCUCAAUACCAAUUUUCUUCAGCUGUACCUGCACCGAGUGUCAUCAGCCAGCAGAUAUUCACGCCUCCGCCGACACCACCACUCAUGGUAGGCUAA
Protopolystoma xenopodis is the source of this 1389-nucleotide messenger RNA. The record is from the annotation of a GenBank genome assembly. Lineage: Eukaryota; Metazoa; Platyhelminthes; Monogenea; Polystomatidea; Polystomatidae.